UGCGUCUCAUUAGACAUGCCAUCUUCUCCAGCUAAGGUGGAUUUCUUUCCUGUCAGUGAGCGUCCGACGCCUCAGAAUGAUUCAUCAGUCAGCUGUUGGUUAUUCUGCUCUCUUGUCUUAUUGUCAGCUUCCUCUCAGGGCUUUCUGCUCUUUUGCUCUCUGAUCUCUGGCAGGACCAUCACCAACAAUCUGCCAAGUGUUCCACUGCCCAGGGUUCCCAACCUGCCUCUGAACCUCCCUCAGAUGCCCAGCUUCUCAGCCCCUUCCUGGAUGGGGCCGCAGUGUGACAGCACUAACGGCUCGGCCACAUCAGAAGAUCUAUUCUGGAAGCUGGAUGCUCUUCAGAUGUUCGUGAUGGACCUGCACUGGCCAGAGCCGGAGUUCGCCAAACAUCUGGAGCAGAGGCUCAAACUGAUGGCUAGUGAUAUGAUGGAGGCUUGUGUCAAAAGGACCAAAGCUGCCUUUGACUCUAAAAUGCAGAAAUCUUGCAAGUCGACUGAUUUCCGCAUCCCCUUGUCUGUGUGCACAAUGUUCAAUGUUCUCAUGGAUGCCAAGAAGCAGUGCUCCAAGCUCUGUGUUCUUGACCAAGGUCAGGAGGUUGAACAACAGUGGCAGCAGUACCACUCAAAAAUCGAUGUCUUGAUCGAUGAGGCCUUUAAGGAUAUGAUCUCCUCCUUGGUCUCAAAGUUUGCAGCUGUUCUGGAUGGGGUGUUGUCCAAAAUCUCACGAUAUGAUGAGGGAACAUUCUUCUCCUCCAUCCUGUCUUUCACAGUAAAAGCAGCAGCCAAAUAUGUGGAUGUCCCAAAACCCGGUAUGGAUCUAGCAGAUACCUACAUCACCUUUGUACGACAGAAUCAGGAUAUUCUGCGAGACCGUGUGAACGACGAGAUGUACACUGAAAAGAUAUUUGACCAAUGGUACUGCUCUUUGAUGAAGGCGGUGUGCGCCUGGCUGACGGACAGACUCGACCAGCAGCUGCAUGUUUACCAACUCAAAACUCUCAUCAAGAUUGUCAAGAAGUCGUACCGUGACUUCAGGCUGCAGGGCGUGUUAGACACCACAUUGAACAACAAGACCUACGAGACCGUUUACAACCGUCUCACUAUCGAGGAAGCCACGGCGGCCGUGUCGGCCACAGACGGUCUGCAGGGCAUUACCAUGAGGGACAGUGAUGAAGAGGAGGGUUAACAUCCCAUCUGCUGGACAGUCAUAAACUUGAUAUGAAGAGGUCUGAUUCCAGCUCUCCUGAUUGGAGAUCACGCUUCAUGCUCCCUAGCCAGUGCUGCACUGCCCUCUUGUCUAAGCCGAUUUCACCAUGCUUGUAUAAAACUAUCAUUGGCCACUUUACAGACAGCUAAAGUGUCUCCGUCGUUCUGUAUUUGAUGUGCAGUGAUACGGUGGCUCAUCCCAAGGCAAGCUCGAAUAGCGGGAAGCACUUGUAGGCACAAAAUUCCCCACAAAGAACCAGGCGAUGAUUUGUAAGUGUAUCGUGGACACUUUGUACCACAGUGAAAACUAUAAAUACAGAGCGUGAGGGAAGUAGUGUCUGCUUAUAUGCUUUUUUUUUUUCUUGCAUCAGCUUCAGAUCCUCAGGCCAAAGCUCUAAAUAUGAUGGAUGAAAUGCUAGUUGUUCACUGUAGUAAAGUCGUGACACUGUUCCACUCAAUAGCUAUGAAUUCACAUUCAGAUUCUUCUGUUGAAAUAACCGCCGAGUCUGUCAUGUAUAGUAUGCUGUCGAUGUCCAACUAUGUUUCAGAUGAAAGAAAAUGACACUGGGUUUUAAUGAGAGCUGUAUAUUUCUAGUCCUUGUGCACCUGAGAUUGCCCAGGUGUCUUUAAGUGUUAGGCUACAAUAAAAGUGUUUUUAAUGUCA
Messenger RNA from Carassius gibelio (silver crucian carp), 1872 nucleotides. RefSeq names its product calcium-dependent secretion activator 2-like. NCBI's taxonomy places the organism in Eukaryota, Metazoa, Chordata, Actinopteri, Cypriniformes, Cyprinidae. Bases 16 to 1188 code for a protein of 390 amino acids. The record is from RefSeq and is a predicted model, not a curated record. Gene Ontology annotation, cellular component: glutamatergic synapse. The transcript has 10 exons. Gene Ontology annotation, biological process: synaptic vesicle exocytosis; dense core granule exocytosis; positive regulation of exocytosis.